Stylonychia lemnae is the source of this 882-nucleotide messenger RNA. NCBI's taxonomy places the organism in Eukaryota, Ciliophora, Spirotrichea, Sporadotrichida, Oxytrichidae. The record is from the annotation of a GenBank genome assembly.
AUGGCCAGACACGGCAAGAGUUACGCCACCAAAGAGGAAUAUGAACUUAGACUUAAGUAAUACAGAACAAGCAUGUCCUUGAUUAACUCUCACAACUCAAACAAUGCUGGUGGCUCAUUCCACUUAAAGCCAAACAAGUUCGCUGACUAUACCCCACAAGAGUACAAGAAGCUCCUCGGUUUUAGACCAGUAGCAAAGACACAAAAGACCCUCUCAGCUUAAGUCAAUGCCAGCGAUAUCCCAGAUUCCAUCGAUUGGAGAACUAAGGGCGCUGUCAACGCAGUUAAGGAUCAAGGUCAGUGCGGAUCUUGCUGGGCCUUCUCAACUGUUGGUGCUCUCGAAGGUAGAAACUUCAUCAAGACUGGCAAACUCUUCUCUCUCUCAGAACAACAACUUGUUGAUUGCGCUAGAGACGGUAGCGCUGGUUGCGAAGGUGGUGACAUGGGUUCAGCUAUGGACUAUAUUGCUAAGAACCCACUCGAGACUGAGGCUAACUACCCAUAUGCCGCUGUCGACUAAACUUGCUAAGCUGACCCUAAAAAGGAGAUAGUCACUGAUCUCGGUCACAAUGACAUCACUCCAAACAGUGUAGCUGCCCUCAAGGCUGCUAUUGCUUAGGGACCAGUCUCAGUUGCCAUUGAAGCCGACACUUUCACCUUCCAAUUCUACUCUGGUGGUGUUCUUAACAGCUCAGGUUGUGGUACCAACCUUGAUCACGGUGUUGUCGCCGUUGGAUAUGGAAAAGAAAAUAAUUAAGAAUACUACAUCGUCAGAAACUCAUGGGGUCCAUCAUGGGGAGAAAGUGGAUAUAUCAGAAUCGCUGCCGUUGAAGGUGCUGGUAUCUGCGGUAUUCAAAUGCAACCAGUUGCCCCAAAGCUUUGA